AACACUCAUGAACAGCUGGUUUUAAAUUUGUAAUGAUGUGUCAAUAAAGUGCCGAUAAAUGUUUUUUUUUGCAAAGUUGUUAUUAAAGUACACUUUGAGUAAACAAAAUUAAAUAUGGAUAUAACCCAAAGAUUCAAGGCUGGUGUUAUGGCAGUAAAAGUUCAUCUUAAAGGUGAAUUGGAUAAAAAUCGCAUUUUACCGAAAAAAACGGCGACGUCAGCUCCACGCGAUGAAUUCACCAGGCAAGCCAAAGAUGUUUGCAACAAAGUAACCACAUUAAAAAACGUUCUUUUAGAAAAUCGAUCUGCUUACAUGAGAAUCGGGCAGCAUUUAAAAAGUGCAACACAUAUGAGUGACGAGCAAAGGGAUUUGAUUGAUCGUGAGUCAGAGAAAUUUGUAACGUAUUAUACCCAACAUCUGGCAAAAAUGCGUUCCGACUGGAAAGGUGCGAAGCGAAAGCACCAGGAAAAUAUUCACAUUGAAGCAGUGUUAGAGUUGCUAGAAGAAUACUUGAGGAACGUACAGCAAAUAUAUUUGGAGCAAAAGAAGUACCGCGUGCAGCACGAGCUGGAAACGUACCGCCUUUUAAAACUGGCUGCUGAUAAAAACAAAAUUCCAGUACGUCCUUCAGGUGAAAGUAAAAGCAAAAAGGAAAAUAUAAAAUCAAGUAACGCCGCAGCAGUAAUUUCGAGUGAUGAGGAUAAUUGGGACUUUGAACCUAAUUGGGAUAGCGAUGACGAAAAUAAUGUGCAAUUUCCUGCAACACAAGCCACAGCUACUGAUUCCAAUGAUUCCACUAGCAGUGUAACACUUAAUACAAGUGCUAAAAAAGUAGCUUUAGAUGAGGAUAUUCAAAAAUCGCAACAAUUAGUUGACGAGGAAGAAGAAAAUGCUGCUAAAGAACUGAGCCCAGAAGACGUGCAAGUAUUUGAGCAGGAAAAUAUGCAGUUGUAUCAUGAACUUCAGGGUGUUGCGGAAGAAGUUGAACAAAUAGAGAAAAAUGUCGUCGAUAUUGCACAAUUGCAGGAUAUUUUCACUGAAAAAGUAUCCUUACAACAGCACAAUAUAGAACGUAUUACCAAUGCUGUUAUUGGUACUACAGAGAAUGUCAAAGACGCUAACGAACAGAUCAAGCAGGCGAUACAACGAAAUGCGGGCUUACGUGUUGGCUCCUUAUUCUUCUUACUUGUUAUGUCUUUUGCUUUGCUGUUUUUGGAUUGGUACUACGAUUAGAAACUAAUAUUUAAAACGCCGAACUUUUUUAUACUCUAGAUGGAAUACAACUUUAUCAAAUGUUGCUUUAUUUAAAUGAUUGUAUUUUAAAAAACUUUUUGCAUACUCCAUAUAAACAA
Molecule: messenger RNA, 1352 nt
Organism: Teleopsis dalmanni
Lineage: Eukaryota; Metazoa; Arthropoda; Insecta; Diptera; Diopsidae
Gene: Syx18
Product: syntaxin-18
Exons: 2
Coding region: 115-1233 (372 amino acids)
Biological process (GO): retrograde vesicle-mediated transport, Golgi to endoplasmic reticulum
Cellular component (GO): endoplasmic reticulum; SNARE complex
Source: RefSeq, a predicted model, not a curated record